AUGGCCAGCAGCCUCUUGAAACUGGGCUUCGACGUCGAAAGGACGUUGGGAGAAGGUGGCUUCGGCUGCGUGGUGCUGGUCAGCAAUCCCCUGCGGGCCAUCAAGGUGAUCGAGCGUGGGGACGCGCAAGCCGAAGUCAGCUUCAUGAAGAAACUGCAGCACCGGAACAUUGUCCAGUUCUACGACUCCUUUUGUCUGGAGGCAACCACCGCCAUCGUCAUGGAGUACGCUGCGAACGGCAAUGUGAUGAUGGAGCUGGAGCGAAGCACCAAGGCCGGCCUGUGGUUGGAGGAGGCGGCAGUUCUCCGCUGGAUUUCGGAGGAAGUGACUGCCGUUGGAUACAUGCAUGGCCUCGGUAUCUUGCACCGUGACAUCAAGAACGAGAACUUCUUGAUUGCUGGUGAUGGCCGUCUGCUGCUUACAGACUUCGGCGCGUCCAUCCAGCUGGGAACCGCGCAGGAGGUCAUCGAGGGUGCCCACAUUGGCACGCUGCUGUACAUGGCGCCAGAGAUUUGCGGCAAAAAGGUCGCGAAGUACUCCAUUGCCAGCGACAUGUGGGCACUGGGAUGCUCCUUCUUCGAAAUGAUGAGUGGGGGCAGCCCGCCGUACCUGACAGCGGACGAGUCGAAGCUGCGCGUCGUGAUCUGCACCGAGAAACUGGUUGACGCAGACGGGCCCUUCGCUCCGGAGAUGAAGGACUUGUGCCGCGAUAUGCUUUCAAGAAAGCCGGCAAAGAGACCCCACACCGAGGCGGUGUUGCACAGCCUCCCACGCUCCGCCCCCGACUGGUCCAGCUUCUUUCCACAAGUGGAGGUCAAGCAGCAUGACUGGGGGUGGUUCUUCCCAACCGUGGAGGAAGAGGCGAUCCAGAAAUCCAGUUGUGGCUUCGGCAAUAUUACGGAACAUGUCCGGAAAGCGAUGAUCAGCUGGAUCGGCGAUGUCGCGAGCAAGACUCUUCCAAGUGGGUAG
This is a messenger RNA of Symbiodinium natans, 969 nucleotides long. The record is from the annotation of a GenBank genome assembly. Lineage: Eukaryota; Dinophyceae; Suessiales; Symbiodiniaceae.